UAGGCCUUUGACUUAAUACACAUCUAAUGAAGCCUGCUGGUAAUGUGUCUCAUGCUGGUUUCUGGUGCCGCAGGGAAGCUAAACUGAAGGGGGUGCUGCUGGGGCUCGGGGAGACAGUGCUGCAGCUGGUGACCGAAGCUGUGCGCGGCCGGGGAGGAGCAGCAGUGCUGCCUCGGGAGAGCCAGGAUCUGCUGAGAGGACAAAUAUCGGAGCUGUGGAAGCACAACAACCCUGUCCGCACACUCAUAGGAGACAGAGUACAGGGCUUCCUCCGGGCCAUGCUGCAGGGCGGCCUCGCUAAAAGGAGUCCAGCGCUGCCCGCUCCCCUCGGGCUGGUGAGCGCCGAGCUAGCCGAGCUGGGGACGGCCUUUGGGCGAAUCGUCCACUUCAACCGAAGCGUCUUCGGGCCCUUCUACGCACCCAUCCUCAGGAAAGUGCUGUUCCCACCAGGAGAGGCUGAGACCGGGGAGGACUCACGCUAGGCUGAGGGCCACCUCUGGUGACCUUAACAUAAGAUGCCAUUCGCCAUUGAAUGCGUCGCUAUAGUGUAAAUACAGUGAACAGUGAAUGUUUGAGGGAAAGACAUUUACAGUCUGCAGAUUUAAAAAAAAAAAAAGUUGUAUAUUAUAUUUUUUUAAGGUGUUUAAACAAAACAAAAGGUCAAAAACAGAAGGCAGAUUCAUUAUUAUUGCAGUGGUGCACCAUCACCACACAUUUGAGAGCAUAAAACAUUAGGAAAACAAAAUGAAUAACGGUUUUCACCCAGACAAGAGUAACAAAUAGCUUUUAGUGUGCUAAUGAAAAGAGUCACAACAAGAGACUGAUUAUGAUCAAUAGCCUGAAAAGGUUUUCAGUUCUCAGUUCACUUUAUUUCAAGAUAAACACCCUCAGGAAAAUAACCAAAUAAGUACCAAAGAUGAUGCUAAGUUUGUAAAUAAUACUUCUAAUAGUUUUAAUAUGUAGCAGGUUUCUCUUCUUAUCUUUAUGUUGAUAGAUGUUUACGUAUAAUUUACCAAAAACUGUGUGCACUUUUUCUGAAUUCAUUUUUUUUUUUUUUUUUGCACCUUUUCAUUAUAAACCAACAAUAUUCUCAGUGUUUCCCUUACAGUUCAGAUUGGUGGGAGGUGGUGGAGCAAACAGGUGCUUAUUUGUACGAAAAUCAAAUUGAUUCAUUUUUCACUUUUGAGCAGCCAUGACUCACUCCACUCAACAAAUCAAUAUGCGUAUCGAAAUUCUGCGAGGCCUCACGGUCCACCUUGAUGAAGUUUAAUCAGUAUUCUGGGAAAAUGAUUACUGAAUACAUUUGUAACAGUUAGUUAGUUAUUAUAAGUGUAUCCAGUUAACUUAACACGGGUUUAGCUAAACACAAAAACAAACUGAAAGUUCAAAGUGCAACAGAUUGCCCUCUUAACAACCGGUAAGAUUGUAUUUCAAUCUUCUUUUUAAAGUGACUUGAGUCGAGCAAGUUUCACAUCUCAGCUAGCAUAUUUUCAUAUUGUGCUGAAAUAAAUACACACAUGGACACCUUGAAUGUUAGCCGAAAUACAGACCAAAUGUGAAAUUGUUGUAGUAGAACUCUAAAGCAGAACGGUUGUCAUGAGGAAAUAGUUUUCAUAAAACGAGUUAAACAUGUGAAACCACGUGUGUGGCCCUCUAACAGCUCCGAGCAGAGCAGGAAGUCAGACGCUGAGCUCUGGGGCUUGGAUGUAACACAACAAAUGGUACGCACACAUCUUUUGUUGAUGUAUUAGUUGCACCAUCCACUAUUCCCCACAGCAGGGAAACACUGAUAUUGUACAAUGUAGAUAACAAUGUUGUUAUGUUUGUCUCUUUAGAGUCCAAACAGCUGCUGUGAUGUUUCUGUGUUUUACUUUUUAACCAUAAAACAAAAUCAAUGCUGA
Anarrhichthys ocellatus (wolf-eel) is the source of this 1901-nucleotide messenger RNA. RefSeq names its product T-complex protein 11-like protein 2. NCBI's taxonomy places the organism in Eukaryota, Metazoa, Chordata, Actinopteri, Perciformes, Anarhichadidae. The transcript has 2 exons. Bases 27 to 482 code for a protein of 151 amino acids. The record is from RefSeq and is a predicted model, not a curated record. Gene Ontology annotation, biological process: regulation of sperm capacitation. Gene Ontology annotation, cellular component: acrosomal vesicle; sperm flagellum.